Molecule: messenger RNA, 840 nt
Organism: Pyricularia grisea
Lineage: Eukaryota; Fungi; Ascomycota; Sordariomycetes; Magnaporthales; Pyriculariaceae
Exons: 1
Coding region: 1-840 (279 amino acids)
Source: RefSeq, a predicted model, not a curated record
AUGUCUUCGCCCACCAUUUCGAGUGCUCUCAAGAAGCAGUGCUUGCUUGAGGAACCCGGCCGCCGGAAGAGCGAAAGCAUGGCACUAGAUGUGGAUGAAGUCUUGUUUGAGAACAUUUUACUGGAGAGCGACGACGAUGACCAAGAUACCGUCCAAGGCGACGAGCAGGACCCCGAAGAUGCCUCUGACAGCGACGCAUACUGGGAUCAAGCGACCCAGACAUUCAGCACCCGCAUCGACUGGCAAGGCGCCAUGCAAUCCCUGACCAUGACGGCGGCUCACGUCCUCAACCUCGAAAAGGAGAUAUUCGACGUGUCCCGCGACAUCACCGCCUUUGUCGAGCCCGGAUCUUCCCUCGAGGCCAAGACCUUCGAGGUCCCAAUGUCACCCCUUCAUCCCUCGGCAGCCGUGGAACCAGAUGCCGUAGCCUACCUUACCGUCGAAGAGCUCCUGCAGCUCACGCUCUACAUACCGCACAUGCGCCUUUUGUCAGAGAUCAUGAAGCUCAAGGAGCAUCUGGCCGAGAACGACUGGAGCUGCUGCGACGACCAUCGGGACCAAGACAAUGACGAGUGUGUUGUCAUCAUCGACGAGGAGGAAUUCGAGGCGAGAGAAAAGCUCAUCUACAACAUCGCCGUGAUAGCCAGCAAGGCUGGCCACCUCGAGGACCUCAUCUCCAUCAUUCUGCCCAAGUGGCGUUGGAUGAUGGCCGAUACCGUCACUUUUGGGAAGGAUAUCCAGAAGGCCGCCAUACUUGACCAGUUUGUUGAUAGCAUCCUCCGCUGGGCUAUAGACUACGCAGCUCGGUCGGAGGCAUUUCUUUCUGACGAUGAUAUUUGA